Molecule: messenger RNA, 2082 nt
Organism: Drosophila yakuba
Lineage: Eukaryota; Metazoa; Arthropoda; Insecta; Diptera; Drosophilidae
Product: cell wall protein DAN4
Exons: 3
Coding region: 257-1735 (492 amino acids)
Source: RefSeq, a predicted model, not a curated record
GCAAACGGUUUAGUUCCUCGCCGCAAACAAAACUAGUCACAACAACGUGGAGCGGAAGCCAGCAGCCCCAAAGUGAACCAGUUAACAGCCAGAGAUAUAGUCUGAGAAAGAGAGAGCUUUUGGAAGCAGGAGCAAGUUUUUCAGAGCUAAAGUGAACGUAGCUUUCGACGCGUUCGAACCACACUCGUUUGAUUCAUUGCCAGCGAGCCACUGAACCGCCUCGCAUUCCGCGAAUACCAAAAAAAAAUCCGCCGAAAUGUUGCGGACCUUUGCCAUUCUGCUGCUGAUCGUAGUGGCUGUGAACGCGAGAGCUGCACCACAGAAAACCACCGAUUCGCCGGACUAUGAAGCCACAGCGGAGGUGGACUCCUCCACCUACAUGUCCGUUGAGGAGGGCACCAUCACGGUGGACGUCGACUCAGAUGUGAUCUUGACCACCAGUCCCGAGGGGGAGGCCUUCACCGAAGCCAGUCCGAUAGUUACGACGGAGGAGCCACUUCCGGACUCGGUGGUGCAACAGCUGGAGAUGGAGCGUGCGCAGGAGGAGCAGCUCAAGAAUCCCGAAGAGACGGAAGCCGAGCUCGAAUUGGAGCCGGAGGAGGAGGAUCAGACCACAUCAACAAACACGGAGCCACCAAAGUCUAAUAGUUCAGAGAGCACCACCAAGCGAAGCUUUAAGUUCGGAGCCACCACACUGCCACCGAGUUUUAUCACAACCACCAGCAGUCUGGAGAUCACCACUAUUCUGCCACAUGGUGGAGCCACGACUCCCGCUGCGGAGACCGAGGAAACCACCGUCAAGGAGGAGGUCAAAACCAUAAGAAACUACUUCGAGCGGAAGCCCGCACAUAUGGAAGAAAUUGAACUGGACAUGGCCGAGAACCAAAUGGAAACGACCACAAAUGCCCCACUCCAUGAGAACGUGGAGCUUUCCAUGCUUGUGACUACCGACGCCGCAUUGGUGGAGGAGGAUAACAAGAAGAGAAUUGAGACUGACCAGGCGGAGUCGGUGGAAACCACAGUGGUUCCUGUUUACCAAUACGUUAGCAAUGCAGCCCCCGUCGUCACGGAGCUGCAGACCCAGUUUACUACGGUGGUGCCAAAAGUAAAGGAAGAGUUGGCCACCACUGAGGGUGCGAUUGCGGAAACUACAGAACUGCCACUAUUUUCGUCCACCACUGCAUCUCUGCCCACCACUGAGGCUGAAGAAGCCACUGAACCAGCUUCUAGCAUCAUCACUUCAACCACCGAGACUGUUCUGGUCACCAAGGUGGAAACAUUGCUGAAUGUCCAGCCAGAGACCACUACGAGUGCUUCGGACACCACAACCACUACGAGCACCACUGAUGCUCCAACUACGACGAGUACCACAAGCACCACAGAAGCUCCAACUACGACAAGUACCACCAGCACCACAGGAGCUCCAACGACAAGCACCACCAGCACCACUGAAGCUCCGACUACGACGAGUACCACCAGCACAACUGAAGCUCCAACGACAAGCACCACCAGCACCACUGAAGCUCCGACUACGACGAGUACCACCAGCACCACUGAUGCUCCAACUACGACGAGUACCACCAGCACCACCAGUGCUCCAGCCACAACCACCACAACCACCAGCACAGAACGCCCCAUUCAGACGCGAGCUCCGCGCGUGGAGCGGAUCUUCAACUCGGACGGAGUGGAGGUGCUCUACGGAUACUCGUCGGUGGUGCGGACCAACCGCUCGUGAGUGGUGGGCAGCACACGACCUUGUCAAGGUCGGACAACUUGCCAUUAUGUGGAGAUUGAUGCUCGGGUUGUUUUAGGCAAUUUUCAAUUCUAAACGAGUUAUAAACAGAAAUAUUUAAAUUUUAUGCGACGGGCCGCACAGUGUGAUAAACCAAAAAAAAAAAGAAACAAAUAACGAUGCGUAAGAAGAUAUCGAUGGCGAUACAAAUCCGCACAGACAUUAAACAAAACAAUAGUAAUAUUGUGCAAAAUUUGUGAACGGUCUGGCAAAUGACAAAAAUGAGGAAGGAGAAAAGCGUGAGAUAAGCGAUUUUAUAAAUUAUAAAUAAAACAUGAACACCCAUCUUU